Messenger RNA from Gavialis gangeticus (Gharial), 4743 nucleotides. RefSeq names its product phosphatidylinositol-4-phosphate 5-kinase type 1 beta (gene PIP5K1B). Lineage: Eukaryota; Metazoa; Chordata; Crocodylia; Gavialidae. The record is from RefSeq and is a predicted model, not a curated record. The transcript is spliced from 15 exons. Gene Ontology annotation, molecular function: phosphatidylinositol kinase activity. Bases 88 to 1752 code for a protein of 554 amino acids. Gene Ontology annotation, biological process: phosphatidylinositol metabolic process.
AACAGGAAUUUAGAAAAAUUGGCAGCAUUGAUGAAUGGAUUGACCCUCCUUCUUCGCUCCAGAUGACUAGCACUUUAGCUCAGAAAGAUGUCGUCUGUUACUGAAAAUGGAGAUGCCACAGCCGGAAAACCAAACGAGGAAAAAACUUAUAAAAAGAUUAUUUCCCGAAGUAAUAACACAUUGACCCAUUUUUCCAGGACUGCAUCCUCAGCUAUUAAAGGAGCAAUUCAGCUGGGAAUAGGAUACACAGUAGGUAACCUCACAUCUAAACCAGACAGAGAUGUACUUAUGCAAGACUUCUAUGUAGUGGAAAGUGUGUUUCUACCCAGUGAAGGGAGCAAUCUCACCCCUGCUCAUCAUUACCCUGACUUCAGAUUUAAGACCUAUGCUCCUCUCGCCUUUCGGUACUUCAGAGAACUUUUUGGUAUCAAGCCGGAUGAUUAUUUGUAUUCAGUCUGCAGUGAACCUUUGAUAGAAUUAUCCAAUCCUGGUGCCAGUGGGUCCUUAUUCUUUGUAACUAGCGACGAUGAGUUCAUCAUCAAAACUGUUCAACACAAAGAAGCUGAGUUUCUUCAGAAGUUGCUACCAGGUUACUAUAUGAAUCUGAACCAGAAUCCAAGGACUCUGUUGCCAAAAUUUUAUGGACUAUACUGUGUUCAGUCAGGGGGCAUUAACAUUAGAAUUGUUGUGAUGAACAACGUUUUGCCUCGAGCAAUGAAAAUGCAUUUCACAUAUGACUUGAAAGGCUCAACAUAUAAACGGAGAGCAUCAAGAAAAGAGAGGGAAAAGUCCAGCCCCACGUUUAAAGACUUGGAUUUCUUGCAAGAUAUGCAUGAAGGACUAUACUUUGACUCUGACACAUACAGUGCACUGAUGAAGACACUACAGAGGGAUUGCAGAGUGUUGGAAAGUUUUAAAAUCAUGGAUUAUAGUCUGCUGCUGGGAAUCCAUACAUUAGACAGUAUCACAAGAGAGAAGGAUGGAGAGAGUUCCCAGAAUGCAUCUGAUGCUAAACGUCCUGGGGGACAGAAAGUUCUCUAUUCUACAGCCAUGGAAUCCAUACAGGGGCCUGGGAAGUCUGGCGACUCUGUUCUCACAGAAGCUACAAAUACAAUGGGAGGCAUUCCAGCUAAGAGCCAUAAAGGAGAAAAGCUACUUCUAUUUAUGGGUAUUAUUGAUAUUCUGCAGUCUUAUAGGUUAAUGAAGAAGCUGGAACAUUCCUGGAAAGCGCUGGUCUAUGAUGGGGACACUGUUUCAGUUCACAGACCAAGUUUUUAUGCCGACAGAUUUUUAAAGUUUAUGAGUUCCAGGGUUUUCAAAAAAGUUCAAGCUUUAAGGUCCUCUCCUUCUAAGAGACGAUGCAAUUCUAUUGCAGCUCUAAAGGCAACGUCACAGGAAAUCGUUUGUGCUGUUAGCCAAGAAUGGAAGGAUGAAAAGCGUGACAUGCUUACUGAAGGACAAAGUUAUUCCAGUCUUGAUGAAGAAGUAUUAGAUUCCCGGCACCGGCCAGAUUUAGUGCCAAGUACUCCAUCUCUGUUUGAAGCAGCUUCCUUAGCAACCACAAUUUCUUCUUCUUCUUUGUAUGCAGAUGAGCAAUAUCAACGUGAUGGAACUAUGCUUUAUUCCAGCAGUAAAGGGUUACCGUCGAGUUCAACAUUUACGUUAGAAGACAGUGCCAUCUACCUGACUUCAGAACAGAGCACACUGGAAAUGGAGAAUGAUAAUGCUUCAGUUUUGGAUGUCUAUUUAUAAUAGAGAGUAGAAGAAAUAGAACAGAAGAAUCACAGAAGAGAUGGACAAGAAGUGGCCAUGGUUGAUAAAGAGCACUUUCUGCACUCCUGAUUUAGGAGGAGGAAUUUACUGAGCCUAUUAGACAAAGAGUAAUACUCAACAGAACGUUAUCCUUGAGAAAUGUCAGGGGAUCUUUGAAACGUAGAAAUGAAAGCUAGACUCGGCAGAUGUGACAUGAAACCAUUACACAACUUCGCUAUCAUGUGCUGUCGCUUGCUGAACUGUGAAGAACUGCGUAUUUGAGCUGCUCUCUCUAGUAUUGCCAGUCACCUUUUUUGGACUUGAAAGUGAUAUUUUCUUAUUGACUCUAGUGAUUUCAUUUGCAUGUGUUUGGUGAUUAUGCACAAGCAAAAUAUAUAAUCUGCUUUACCUAUUUAAAAAUCCAUCAGCACAGUGGUGAGUACAAUUAAUUUCACUUUCCCCCCCUCUCACAGAAUCCUAAUCACUUAGGUCUGUGUCACUGCAAGUCAAAAAUGAUUUCAUAUAAAGGUUAGUGUAAAUGUCUGCACAUACUUUAUGGAAACUAGCCUCUAAAGACAUUUUCACUGUUUAUUGGUGAGGAGAAAAAAGCUAUUUAUAACAAGGCCUUAUGUUGUGUACAUACGUUGUCUUUGAAAUAUUUGUGAUUUAGUUUAUUGCUUGUAAAAGAGAAAUUAUAUAAUUUAUUUAGUAUAUACUACCGUAAACUAUAGUUUUAUUGACAGAAAUAAAAUAUUUUGUUCUCAAAACCUGUGAUGAAAACUUGAAGAUAUUUAUGAGGUUUACGCAUGUAUUAUCCUUGUGCUCCAGUACCUUUUUGAACAUCUGAAAUGGUCUUUAUGUAGGAAUGUGCCAGUCAGUAUAUAACAAGUAAUCUGUCCACAUCUUCUGCUGCUGCUUCUAUGUGAGGAAAUUUUAAGAUAUUAGAAAAAAGGCAAUGGAAGAGCAUAGCAGGAAGGGUAGAAGCAAUCUGGUUUCUUUUAGUUUUCUGUCACAGUAAAGUUUUUAAAUAUCAUUUUAAGAAUCCACACUGUGACGCAGCAGAAUUUUGGGAAAUUUCAUGAAUGUCAUGUUGAAAGUGCAUGGAAGCGGGUAGGGAUGACAUUUCUUCGAGAAAUAAGUAUUCCCCAAAGAGUGAAAAAAGUAUCAAAACAAGUGGCGUAGACCCUGGACAUAACGUUUUGCAUUUCUGUAAAACCUUCUAUAGAAGGAUUUUUCCUAGUACUAAGCAAAAAGCAUCCAGAGGCUUUUUAUGAAGUGUUUUACCAACAGGACGGAGAAUCAAGGAAGCUAACAUUUUUUCAAACACUUAAAAACAGGCUAUGAUGGAGCCAGGACUAGAACUUAGUUCUCUUGACUCCUAGCCACAUUAACUAUGAAACCAUUCUGCAUUUCAGGAAGAUAAUUCCCAACAACACCCUGACUGAAAGUGAGAGAGAAAGAGAGAUUAAUUUAUGCCUUGUGACUGCUAUGUAUAAUAAGUACGUGGGUGUCAGCUUCUCUAUGGAUAAUCUUUUACACAUUUAGUGUUCCUUUGUAUAAACAAGUAGUCUUGCUACCCCAGAGAAGGCAUUUGUUUGAACAUAGUGAAUCAAUGCAAGUACAUACAGUUCUUCUACACUGUAAUUCUCAGAUAAUGUGUGUUCUGUGCAGGUAGUACAUAAAAGUCUUUAUAAAUGAAAAUACAGGCUUCACUGGAAAUUGGCUCUGUAUAAAAAGUUUACAUAUCAAGUACAGUGUAUUUUUAUCCUAUUGCCCCAACAUCCCUGCUUUUCCCUAUGAAUGGAAACAUCCAUCCAAUGCCAACAAAAGUAAAUCCAGAUUAGAUUACCAAUGUGAGAGGUAAUCUAAUGUGAUCCUUAAGGGGGACUUUCCCCCUUAAGGAUCACAUUAUAUAAAUAGUACAGUAUUUGUGUUCCUCUUAAGGUUAGUUUCCAAUGAAAGAAAAGAGAAAUUCCAGAGUUCAACAUACCUGAGGGUCAGUGAUUCAAGCUUGAAACAAGUAAGGUCCUCUCUCUAAGGCACAGAACCAGGAAGAAAAUCAUACCCAAGUAUUAGUACAGUAUAUUUAUGAGGACUAUGCAUGUUUUACCUGCAAGCAACUGGAUGUUACUUAGUCUGCCUGAAUAGCAAUUCUUCUACAAAAACUGAAGGGCCAUUUAUAUACAAUGAUAGGUGAUAAGGGGAUGUUUAUCAGGUAACAUUCAAAAGGAUAUGGAAGGUACAGUUGCCAAUAACAUGCUCCCUGGGCUAGGAAAAGGAUGUAUUAGCAUAUAUCUCCAGGUUUCAACAGAUGGAACUCACCAUAGGGAACAACAUAAGAAGCAGGUCAUGAGAAUGUGGCACUAUCUGUAUACACAGGUAUUUAAAUAUCUUGGCCCUAUGAACAGUCCAGAAGGAGAAAUAGAUAGUUUGAGGUCUGCUUAGGAAAAUACGGAAAAGCUUAUUAGAUUGAUAUUGUUCUAAUGUCCUAUAGAGUUCUGGAAGAGAAGAACAAAGAUGCCAUUUACAUUUUUAAAUUAACUUGUGUUAUUCUUAUUUGACUGGAAAACUGGACACUUCUGUGAAUCCCUUUUCUCCUAAAUUUUAGAAUAUAGUAACAGUGGGGAAAAAAAAUUGAACUUUAAAGUGAAGUUUGCUGUUGUCUGUUUUAUCCUACAGGUAUCUACAUAUUGCUUAACCCUCUGUUUUAUGUUUCCAAUGAAUGCUAAAUAGAGAUAAAGAGCAGUUAGCAGCACCCGUUGUCUACUCGGCCCAGAAAUCAUGUGCUGAGUCAUUUUAGGAUGACAUGCAUGUUUGCUUGCAACAUAUCAGCUAUUUCCAGAGUAAAAUGAUAGGACCAUACAUAUAGAACUCAUGUGGGAUGUGGGCUACAAUGAGAGACUCUUCUAGAAAUGAAGAGUGAUUUUUUAUAUAUAUAUAUAUAUAUAGUAAUUUCUAGCAAAUUGGUGUAAAUAGCACAUUUGUAUGAUU